Mya arenaria is the source of this 3420-nucleotide messenger RNA. Its product is annotated as E3 ubiquitin-protein ligase rnf213-alpha-like. The coding region runs from base 1 to 3420 and encodes 1139 amino acids. The transcript is spliced from 3 exons. Gene Ontology annotation, molecular function: ubiquitin-protein transferase activity; ATP hydrolysis activity. Lineage: Eukaryota; Metazoa; Mollusca; Bivalvia; Myida; Myidae. The record is from RefSeq and is a predicted model, not a curated record.
AUGCCUUUACCGCAUGAACUGAUCACGUGUUCAACAUUGACAUCAUGGGAGGAGCUACAGUCUCUCGUAAUGCGAUGUAAACGAAGUUCUGAAUUCAAACACGUGCAAAGGUCAUUAUUUUGUAUAGCAAAUAUAGAACAAAUUUCAGCAGAUUUGCAGUCAAAACUAAUUCAAGAGUUAGUACCGAUUGUGAAACACAUGCAGGGUCGUCUUGCGAUUAUAUGCCGAUUAAACAGUUUACACCCGUUUGUACAGAAACUUUCUGAGCACGAAGUCCAACUCGAACUGCUGACAACGGCAGACAUGUCGAAAUUGUUUAGAGAAAAGUACAAAGAUAUAAAGACAUUCACUUCCUCUAUAGCUGGACAAGGAAAGACAGCGUCAAUUGUGGAAAAGGCCAUGCGGACCCAUAGAAAGUGUAUUCGCACACUCCACAUAAGUGGAAAAUUUAAUGAAAAGCAUACCCUUAUACGACUAAACAAGUUACGCAUCCAAUCAUGGCAAAUUCUUCACAUCGAUAUCGGCGUCACCAGUAACGUUGACGAACUCGAUCAAUUUAUCUUUAGACUAGUGGCUCUAAAGUAUGCUUCAGUAGAAUCGACAGCAUUCUUUCUAUCUUCAACAAUUGUUUAUAUAGAAAUAGCGUCUUCAAAUGAUAAAUUAUUUAAAUCAGGCCUUCGAGCGACAAUGAUGUUUGAUGAAAUCCAUCUGAAGGAUCCAAUAUCGCGUUUGGCCAUUAGUGAAGAACCAUACAGUCCUAUUCAAGUGGUUUCACAUUAUUUAAAGCGUUUAGAAGAAGGAACAAUCAAUCAUGAAGAUUUCAUUUUCCAUCAAAUGCCUGUUGAAGAUGAGCUUUGUAGAAAACUGCUGCGGAAAUAUAUUACUCAAUGUCGGAAUAUGUCUUUCAGCCAGAUUCAGGUGUUCGUUUGUAUACUAGCGGACCAGUUAAAGCGAUUUACAUUAAGCAAUUUCUUCAAAGUUGAUAUCCUCAAAGUGAUGUCGAAGGAAGGUAAUGAUAACAGUGUAAGAUCAUCAAUUUUAGAAACUAUCAUCCAAAUGGCAAAUGAUAUCGCUGCUAGACCUGUGCAGCUUUCUGAGAAUACCCACACAGAAGUUAAUUUUGAGAUAGAAAGUUGCGAAUUUGGGCAUCUGUGCAAAACGUCAUUGAUCAGAGUCCUCGCAAACGCAUGCCGUGUUCCAUGUCGAGUAGUUCGGUUACACGCUGGAAUUAGUGAAAACGAUAUAUUGCAUUUUCUGACGGAGGAAAACAGUGAAUGUAAAAAGAAUCCUUUCGAACAAAGGUGGCUCUUUAUUGAUGAAAUAAAUACGAAUGAAUGCAUCGGAGUUAUCUCCGAUUUAAUAAGCCACGGAAUGAUUUAUGGAGAAUUAAUCGCUCCAAACUUAAAGACAGUAGGUGCGUGUAACCCAUAUAAGCAACGUAUUACUCUACCAUCUGAAGCAGGUGGUAUCAACACAAAACUACAAAAUGAUCCGCUGUCAUAUUUAGAAUAUAGGGUUGUGCCUUUGCCCGAGUCAGUUUUACAGUAUGUUUGGGAUUUCGGAAGUUUGACAGAGAAAGACGAACAUGAAUAUAUUCAUGCAAUGGUUUAUAAAUUGUGCAUGGAAUCUCAACUUAAGGAAAGCAUUGUUGCUGCCAUUACGAGAUCUCAAGUAUUUAUAAAAUCAAGCAAAGAAUACACAUCCACUGUAAGCCUCCGUGAUGUGAAUAGAUGUUUAAAGCUGAUACAAUGGUUUUACGAACUGCAACAACGAUUGGGUAAAAGCAAAGAUGAAGUUGAAGCAGUAAUUUUAGCAAUGGUUUUAACAUAUCAGAUGCGAUUUCGUGACAAAUGCCUUAGGAAGAAGUACGAAGAAGUGAUUGCAAAUGCAUUUUCUAUCUCUGGAGCGAAGGUUGCAGAAAUAAUUCGGAUGGCUCAAAAUGCUAUUGUUUCCAAAAUGGAAUUUCCUGAAGGCACUGCGAUUAAUUCCGUUCUACGCGAUAACAUAUUUGUUUUACUAGUAUGCAUCAUUAACAAAAUACCUGUCAUGCUAGUUGGAAAGCCUGGAAGUUCCAAGUCGCUGUCUAUUCAAAUAAUUCAAAAUAAUUUAAGAGGUUUAGAUUCAAAACAAAGCCUGUUUCGAAAGUAUCCCUGUUUGAUUUGUGUUCCUUACCAAGGUAGCGAGACAGCAACAUCUGAUGGAAUAGAAGAAGUGUUUGAGAAAGCAAUAAGACGACAACACUCUGAAAAAGACGUUCUUGCUGUUGUGAUUUUAGACGAAAUCGGGUUAUCUGAAGUAUCCCCGUUUAACCCACUUAAGGUUCUUCAUUCUCGCCUUGAGCCAUACGAAGGAGGAAAUCCAGAGGUUGCCGUAGUCGGAUUAUCUAAUUGGGCACUUGAUGCAGCAAAAAUGAAUAGGGCAAUUCAUAUCUACAUCCCAGAAAUGGAUGAGGAUGAACUCACUUCAACUGCACGUGAAUUACGAAAGUCAAUUCCAAAUUGCACUGAAUUAAGUCAAGAAGAAGAAAACGACUUUAAGAAAGUUGCCAAAGCAUACUUGAGAUACACGACAGAAGUAGUCAACAAUGGAAACCAUAUGUAUGGUCUUCGUGAUUUUUAUUCCUUGGUUAAACAUGUAGUAAGAAACCAAGCAAUAAAAGGCCAAGAAAAAAGAGAUCAAACGGAAGUUAUGCUAGAGGGACUUCAAAGGAAUUUCAAUGGAAUGCCAGAAGGCAACAUUUUCGUUAGAAUGUUCUUUCAAAAAGAUACAAUGCCUUUGAUUCCGAUUAAAGACCUUAUUAUCAGCAAUAUAAACGACCCAUUAGCAAGACACCUAAUGAUUAUUUCCCGUGGAAACAUAAGUAUAAAUAUUGUUGAAAACAUAAUUGACAACAUUUUAAAAAGAAGAAAAGAAGUUAUAGUGGGAAGUUGCUUCAAAGAAGAUCAAAAUGACGAAUACUACUACAAAAUGUUGAGUAGAAUUAUAUUUUGCAUGGAACAAGGACAUGUAUUAAUUUUAAAGAAUCUGGACCCUCUAUAUGGAAGUUUAUAUGACAUGCUUAAUCAAAGAUAUACGAUAGUUGCAAAUAGGAAAACAUGCCGCGUUGCUCUUGGUCAGAACACUAACCCCUUUUGCCAUGUUGCAGAUGAAUUUCGGUGCAUCGUCUUUGUAGACGAAUCUGCAUUGAACAGAAGUGACCCUCCCUUCCUUAACAGAUUCGAAAAGCAAAUGUUAAGUGCAUCAAACGUUCUGGACAAAAAGCAAAACAGUGUAUUCCAAAACGCGAAAGGCUUUUUCCAACAAAUUCGCAACUACAAGGGGACCUGCACCGUUGGCAGGAAUUGGUUCAACAUUUUGUAUAUGAAGCUGAAAGCAUAUCUGAACAACCAAGAACUCUACCUCCUCUCCAGCUGUGCUUAG